Messenger RNA from Ipomoea triloba (trilobed morning glory), 2049 nucleotides. Its product is annotated as transcription factor MTB3-like. The record is from RefSeq and is a predicted model, not a curated record. NCBI's taxonomy places the organism in Eukaryota, Viridiplantae, Streptophyta, Magnoliopsida, Solanales, Convolvulaceae. Gene Ontology annotation, molecular function: protein dimerization activity; DNA-binding transcription factor activity; transcription cis-regulatory region binding. Bases 362 to 1834 code for a protein of 490 amino acids. The transcript is spliced from 2 exons. Gene Ontology annotation, biological process: regulation of DNA-templated transcription. Gene Ontology annotation, cellular component: nucleus.
AAUUCACAAUUUCACAUGUAUAUCUUGUCACAGCAUCUAUUUUUUUCUGUGAUUCACUGAACCUUUCUCCACAAACAGCCUUCCCUGUCCUUUUUCUUGGAUCCCACUUCAUUCUCGUCCAUUGAAUUAGGGUUUACUUGAGGAGAAGAGUUGAGAGAAAGAACCCAUUCCUCAAGAAUCAAGCUUUUCUUCAUUUCAGUUCAGCUUUAAGGGACAAAGUUUUGCUCUUGUUGAUAAGGUGUCCCAUUGUGAAUUUCAAGAUUUCUGGGAAUUGUAUAGAUUGGAUGGGAUUCUGGGCAUGGAAGUAGUAAAGAGGUUGUGAAUUGUGAUCAUUUGAUUGGAAGUGAGAGCUUUGGAUAAGAUGGGGAAGAAGAGAUUUUGUCUGAAUGAAGAGGAUAGGGCUGUGAUGGGAGGGGUUUUGGGAAGUGAAGCAGUGGAAUUUUUCACCUGGUUAGCUUUGAACAACAUGAAUUCAGAGUUCAGUGUCUCAGGUGGGAAUUUGGGGGUGCAGGUGGGGCUGCAGAAGAUAGUUGAGGGGUGUGAUUGGACUUAUGCCAUUUACUGGCAAGUUGCAAAGUCGAAAUCUGGGAAGUCUGCCUUGAUUUGGGGUGAUGGGUAUUGUCCAGAAGCCAUGAGGAGGAAGAACAAAGACGAGAACGGGGGCAUCGAUGGAGAUAAGAGAAAGCAAGCUCUUCAAAUGGUUCGGGCUUGCUUUGGGGGGUCUGAGGAGGAUAGGUUUGAGGGGAAGUUGGAUUCGGCUUCGGAUGUGGAGAUGUUCUAUCUCACAUCCAUGCAUUUUGUGUUCCCGUUUGAUAAGCCUUCGAGUCCUUCUCAGUCGUUCAAUUCUGGUAGAACGAUAUGGGUUUCGGAUGCCAAAAAUUGUUUAGAGCAUUAUCAGUCAAGAUCCCAUCUUGCAAAGUUGGCUCGGUUUGAGACACUGGUGUUUAUUCCACUUAAAGCAGGGGUUGUGGAGCUCGGUUCUCUGAAGUCAAUUCCUGAACAACAGAACGUUGUUCAGAUGGCACAAAAGAUGGCGGUGGUGUCUAAUGCUUCGCAGGCGAAAGCAAUUCCAAAAAUAUUUGGGCGAGAACUUAGUCUCGAGUGCCCUAAUUUGGAGGCUAUCAACACGAGUUAUCCACCAAAGGCAGAAGAAGAGCCACAAGCAUUAGGUAAUAAUCAAGUAUUUGGGAACUCAUUGAAUGGGUAUCGAAGUGAUGAUGGCGAUGGAAAACUGCCCCCACAGGCAAAUCAAGUAAUCGGUGGGGAUUUAAGUUCACAGGCCAUAAUGUCUGGCUUUGCACUAGCAAAAGAAAACGCUUCACUUGAGCCUAACGAGAGAAAACCAAGAAAGAGAGGUAGAAAACCGGCCAAUGGGAGAGAAGAGCCACUGAACCACGUGGAAGCAGAGAGGCAGAGGCGCGAGAAGCUUAACCAGCGGUUUUAUGCGCUUAGAGCUGUCGUUCCAACUAUCUCGAAGAUGGAUAAAGCAUCUCUGCUCGGGGAUGCAAUUGCAUACAUCAUCGAUCUCCAGGCAAAAAUUAGGGCCAUGGAAGCCGGGGAGGAGUUGAAAGACGGUCCACAAAGGCAGAAUGCUGUCCCCGAUAUUGAUUUUUGUCAGAGACGCGAUGAUGCAGUCAUAAGAAUAGGCUGCUCUUUGGAUGCUCAUCCGGUUUCAAGAGUCGUGAAGGCAUUUAGACAACAUCAGGUAAUGGCACAUGAAUCUAGCGUUUCAGUGACUGAAAACGACGAGGUUGUUCACACUUUCUCUAUCCGGACUCAAGGCGCUGCUGUCGAACAGCUUAAGGAAAAGCUGACCGCUUCUCUUUCGCUGUGAUUCCACCGUGUUUGUAGUACAGCGCGUAUAUGGUAACUUGUAGUGUAGGUAGAUUCUUCAGUUCAGUUUGUGAUCUGUGUACUUGUGUAUUACUUAAGAACUUUUUGCUCAUUUUGUCAUAUCUUUGUUCAGCUUAGCUACAUGCUAUUUGUAACACCUUGGAUUGUAAUAUGAAAUAUUCUUGCAAAAGAAUAAAUUCAAUUCUUCUUUUUUGA